AUGUCUCUCGGCCCCGACACGGCGUCCUACGCCGCACACCCCCUCCCCCGUCCCUCCCCUCCCCCUCCUGCCGUCGCCAGCAUCCCAGCACCGUCGAGAGCGACAAACGCGCCGCUCGCCACUGGACCUGCCAUGACCAACUCUGCCAGCGACGUGCCGCCACCGCCCUGGACUGAACCGCCACCAAAGUCGAUGGCACCCGUCCAACCAUGGUCCAACUCUACACACGACCGCAACUCUCCCUACUCGACAAACGCUGUGUCACCCGCUCCCACGCACGAGGAAGCUGCCAGGCCCUCUGCCAGCGGCGUGCACGGCGCUUCACCACAGGUUCCCCCCGGUGACGACGCGCACACUGCCGCCAACACCCACACUCCGCACGCCCACUUGGCCUUGGAUGACCCCAUGGAUGCCUCCUCAGCGUCCACCCCCGUCGAGCCUCCCUCCCACGGUCCCAGCGUCAUCCUUCGCAUCCCCGCAACCGCUAUGCCCAACGGUCGCGAGCGCACCGACUCGCCCGCCACGGGUGCCGUGGGCAAACGCAAGCGCCGCUCAGAACCCCCACCUCCCCCCAUCAGUCGCCCUCGCCGCGGACGUGCAUCCUCUCCCGGUACGGGCACCGGUGCAGCCGGUACCCCUGUCACUGCGACGGCGACUGCCAACGGCACGCCUGCCCGUGGUACGCCCCGUGGUACUCCGCGCGGCACGCCCGGGCGUGGAAGCACGUCGCGCGACGGAUCGAGCGCGCCGAGCUCGCGCGCUACGCCGGCAGGCGAUGCGCCGCCCCGUGGCGAUGCGUUGAGUAUCUUUGGCGCGCCGACGUCCAACGAUGUGGCCGCCGAGGUGCAGUCGAUUGUGGGAUCGUCGGGACGUGCCGUCCGUGAGCGCGAGGUUCGUGAAGCUCGUGAGGCCCGCGAGGCCCGCGAGGAAGCCAACAAGACUGCUCGCCCCACCCGUGGUGGCGAGACACACGUUCGCUCUGGUGUCUCUGCCAGCGGCCGUGGUCGGCGAGUGGGCGGCUCGGCCCGUGUCAACGCCGCGGGAACCAGCAACGGUGCAACCCGCAAGAUCAAGGGCAAGGGCAAGGCCGAUGCCGACUUUGUCAACCAGGAUUUCUGCUCCGUAUGCCGUGGUAUCGGUCGCUUCCUGUGCUGUGAUGGCUGCCCCCGCUCGUUCCACUUCAUGUGUCUCGACCCGCCUCUCCGCAUCGACGAGUUGCCUGCCCAGGAGACUUGGUUCUGUAACAAGUGCAAGGCCGACCGUGGCAAGCACGACCGUGAGAGCGGCCGCGGCACCGUCGACUCGCCUGCUCGCGCAAAGGAGGGGCCGAUCAAGACCGUGUUCCGCACCAUGUGCCACAAGCUUGACAACGACAACCCUACCCAGUUCCGUCUCCCGCAGGAGAUUCGCCAGUUCUUUGUCGGCGUGGCUACUGGCGCACGCGGCGAGUACGUGGAUGCCGAGGGAACCCGCACCAAGUAUGACCGCAAGGGCUUUGCUGAGGAGCGCGACCCCGUGCGACUGCGUGACCCCAAGACGGGUCCCGUUGCAUGCUACAAGUGCGGCGGAAGCUCGAUCCCCAUGCGUUCGCUGGCCAGUGACCCCGAGGCAUCUUGGCGCCCCAUCGUCUCGUGCGACUAUUGCAACCUCCACUGGCACCUUGACUGUCUCUCGCCGCCUCUGGCGUCCAUGCCCACCUCGAUGCGCAAGUGGAUGUGCCCCAACCACUCGGACCAGGUCAUGCCCGCUCGUCGCACGGUCCGCUCGGGGCUCGAGACGGUCGAUGUCGGCGCUAUCGGCAAGCACAACAACGGCAACGUUGUCGUCGUUGCCGACGAGGAGCCUCGCGCGGCUAUCCCUCACGAGGACAUGGUCAUCAACAACCGCCGCUACCGCGUCCCCGAGAAGAUUAUCCAGCUCGACUUUUGGAACAAGAUUCGCGCGGGUGCCGUGGCCCCGGCCAAGAUUGACAAGCGUGCUCGCGUUGCGCAGGAGGCUCUCAAGCACGCCACGCGCGCCGACCUCGACGCUGCCAACCUCAUUCUCAGCUUUAUGCACUCUGGCCUGCAGCCCGAGGAGGAGGACGAGGUCGUGGAGGAGGAAGCCGCGCUCAAGGACGAGGACGUCGUCAUGGCCGAGCCCGCAAAGCCCACGCCUGCCGCGCCCCGCGCCACGUCGGUGCCCGUCGCUCGCCCCGCCGCCAACGGCCGCAAGUCGCGUACGUCCACGCCCAGCGCCGCUCCGAACAGCGAUGGGCCCCCAAGGCGGAUCACCCUGCGUUUGCCCCAGCAAAAGUAG
This is a messenger RNA of Apiotrichum porosum, 2298 nucleotides long. RefSeq lists its product as uncharacterized. The record is from RefSeq and is a predicted model, not a curated record. Gene Ontology annotation, cellular component: Rpd3S complex. NCBI's taxonomy places the organism in Eukaryota, Fungi, Basidiomycota, Tremellomycetes, Trichosporonales, Trichosporonaceae. The coding region runs from base 1 to 2298 and encodes 765 amino acids. The transcript has 3 exons. Gene Ontology annotation, biological process: regulation of transcription by RNA polymerase II.